CGCUCGCUAUGGGUUGGUUCGAGUGGCUCACCGCGCUGCUGAUCGUCGUUUCGUUGCUCUAUCACUGGAGCACUGGGACAUACAGAUAUUUCAAAAAGAAGGGAGUUGCAUUCGUAGAACCAUACCCAUUGUUGGGUAGUCUUUGGCCAGUAUUUUUCCGUCGGAUUCACCCAACGGACGUGAUCACCCGGGGCUAUCGCCGUUUUCCCGAUCGUAAGUUCUCAGGAUACUUUGAAUUUCGUAAACCAACGGUUUUGCUCCACGAUCCGGAACUCGUAAAACAGAUCACAAUUAAAGAUUUUGAUAAUUUUCCGGACCAUGCCAAUGUGUGCCCGAUCGAGAUCGAUCCUCUUUUGGGGCGAGCUCUGUUCUUUUCCGGUGACCAGCUUUGGAGAGAAGCUCGAUCGGGACAGAGUCCAGCAUUUACGGGCAGUAAAAUGCGCAAUAUGUUCGGGCUGAUCGACACUUACAUGGAGAACGCAACGAAGCGUUUGUUGGUUGAUGCUGGUGGAGGAAAAUCCGAACGAGAAGCAAAAGAUCUUAUCUCCAAGCUUGGUAAUGAUGUCAUGGCAUCGGUUUCGUUCGGUGUUGACAUCGAUUCCAUCCACGAUCCCGGGAAUGAUUACUACCAACAAGGAUUACGUUUGGCUGCAACUAGUGGAUUUCAAGGCCUCAAGUUCUUCCUGUUGACAGUUUUGCCUGCCAACUUGUUUCGGUUAUUUGGAAUAAGAUUCAUGCCAAAGAGUUGCACCGACUUCUACGUAAAUGUUAUCAACAAAACUAUAGAUCAUCGAGAGAAGAAUAAUAUCAAACGUCCAGAUUUUAUCCAUCUAUUCAUGCAAGCUCGUAAGAACCUAUUAGUGACUGAUCAAGCUGAUGACCAGCUGAACAGCGUAGGAUUUUCAACGGUUCAGGAACACCUCACCGGAUCAAUCGAAAACAGUCGAUUCACUGAUUUGGACAUCGCAGCAAUGGCUGGAGCGUUCAUUUUCGCCGGAAUCGAAACCACAACCUCCACCUUAUGCUUUGCCCUUUAUGAGCUGGCAUUAAACCUUGAAAUUCAGGAAAAACUUUUGUGCGAAAUUGAUACCACCCACAAAAACCUGGGAAAAAGUAAACUAACCUACGAAGUACUCCAGACCAUGCCAUUCCUCGAUGCCGUGGUUUCGGAAACCCUCCGAAAAUGGCCACCAAUCGGAGUAACCAAUCGUGUUUGCAAUCGACCUUACACUUUAAAAGAUCUGGAUGGUUCCAAGUUCACCAUCGCUAAGGGUCAAGUAGUACAGAUACCCAUCGUUUCGUUUCAUCGAGAUCCAAAAUAUUUCUCGGAACCCAACAACUUUCUACCAACUAGAUUUUCUCCGGAAAAUCGCCACUUGAUCAACCAAUCGACGUAUUUGCCCUUCGGAGUGGGACCCCGGAACUGUAUCGGGUCCCGGUUGGCUUUGGCGCAGGUCAAGUGCGUGCUGUAUCAUCUGAUGGUAAAUUUCGUGGUAGAGUUUUCCCCCAAAAUGAUGGUUCCGGUUGAGUUGGAUCCAAGCUCCACCGCGAUGACCGCGCGUGGUGGAUUUUGGUUUAAUUUUGUUCCACGAUGAUGAGUUUCAUGCACGUUUUGCGAUCGGUUACU
Molecule: messenger RNA, 1627 nt
Organism: Uranotaenia lowii
Lineage: Eukaryota; Metazoa; Arthropoda; Insecta; Diptera; Culicidae
Product: probable cytochrome P450 9f2
Exons: 2
Coding region: 9-1595 (528 amino acids)
Molecular function (GO): heme binding; oxidoreductase activity, acting on paired donors, with incorporation or reduction of molecular oxygen; iron ion binding
Source: RefSeq, a predicted model, not a curated record